Messenger RNA from Dictyostelium purpureum, 1680 nucleotides. RefSeq lists its product as uncharacterized. The coding region runs from base 1 to 1680 and encodes 559 amino acids. NCBI's taxonomy places the organism in Eukaryota, Evosea, Eumycetozoa, Dictyosteliales, Dictyosteliaceae. The record is from RefSeq and is a predicted model, not a curated record. The transcript is spliced from 2 exons.
AUGAGAUUUGUUUCAUUACUUCUCCUUUUCAUUGCAACCCUUGCUAUUGUUUCCUGUGAACAAUUCACUGGAUCAGUACCAUUAGGUUUAAGCCAAAAGAAUAAAUUAGUUACACAAACUAUUCCAAGUAUUUCAUUCCCAAAUGGCACUUUCCAAAUUUCAGCUUUUCAAGCAGUUUUCCUCAAUGAUUCAUCAAAUGAGCAAUUUUUAAGACAAUCAAUUAAAGUUAUUUCAGUUGAUAUCAAUAUAAAUAAACCAGCUUCAAGAAAAAUCUUUUCAUUUACACUUUCAAAUAUUUUUGAACCAGUUGUUUUCCCAUCACCAUACGUUAUUAAUAUUCCAGACGGUUCAACCGCCUCAAUGGCUGUUUCUUAUUUUACUACUAAUGAUGUUGCUCGUAAUAUUAGUGUCAAGUAUUUCGUUAAAUACGAAAAUAUUAAAACCUUUACACCAAUCUCAAGAUCAUCUUUAGCUGCUUCACCAAAUGGUGCAGCUUUCAAUGUUACCACCGGUGGUUCACAAUUUGUUCAAUCCAAUAACUACGUUUGGCAAUCAGAUGUUUCUGCUGUUACUUUUAUGGGCACCGCAUCACAAGGUAUCAUCAGUAUGUCAUUCAUCAACAACGCUACUGGUGCUGUUUUAUGUAAAUCAACUGCUAAAUAUGUAAACGGUCUUUUAUAUACAAUGAGCCCAUGUGAUACCGUAACCCCAUUAACCAAAGGUACCACUUACACUGUUUCAGCUAUCUACAACAAUACUAAACCAAUUAAUGGUGUUUUCGCUUCAUUCGGUCUUUACACUACUUUCCCAAAACCAUCAACUACUGGCUCAACUACCACAGCCUCAUCAACCACCCACUCAACUACUGGUGGUACAACUUCAAGACCAUUAACCAGUACUACAUCAACUACCCAUUCAUCAACUACCUCUAGUGGUACAACAUCUAGACCAUUAACCAGUACUACUCAUGCUUCAACUGCUCCAGCUACUACCCAUGCUGCUUCAGGUCCAUCAACUACCCAUACAGCUGGUACUACUGGUGGUGGUUCAGAUGGUGGUAAAACUACUGGUGGUGGUGCAGGUGGUUCAGGUGGCUCAGGUAAAACUAGUGGUGGCUCAGGCAAGCACACUACUGGUGGCUCAGGCAAAUCAUCAACUGGUGGUUCAACUGGUGGUUCAUCAAGUGGUCAUCACAGUGGUUCAUCAAACUCUGAUUCUGAAUCCUCUGAAUCAAGCGGCAGAGGUUCAUCCAAUAGCGAUUCAUCAUACAGUGGCUCAUCACAAAGCGGUAGUCAAUCAGGUAGUCAAAGCGACAGUCAAUCAGGUAGUCAAUCAGGUAGUCAAUCAGGUUCAAACAGUGAAUUCACUACCACCGGCUCAAUGAGUGGAUCACAACAAACCUCUGGCCAGACCUCAGGUUCAAACAGUGGUAGUUCACCAACUACCUCAGGUACCUCAGGUACUUCAGGUACUUCAGGUUCAAACUCUGGUUCACCAAUUAGCACCGGUGAUACUGGCUCAAGCGGUUCACAAACCUCAGCUACCUCAGCUACCUCAGCUACCUCAGGUACCUCAGGUACUUCAGGUACCUCAUCUACAGGUGGUUAUACCUCUGGUGCUAUGGAAUUCAUCCCAUUCCAUUACAAAAAAGAUACUCAAAACAAAAUCGAAAUCUUUUAA